Messenger RNA from Megalops cyprinoides (Indo-Pacific tarpon), 1383 nucleotides. RefSeq names its product zinc finger protein 506-like. Bases 57 to 1301 code for a protein of 414 amino acids. Gene Ontology annotation, biological process: regulation of transcription by RNA polymerase II. The transcript is spliced from 2 exons. The record is from RefSeq and is a predicted model, not a curated record. Gene Ontology annotation, molecular function: DNA-binding transcription factor activity, RNA polymerase II-specific; RNA polymerase II cis-regulatory region sequence-specific DNA binding. Lineage: Eukaryota; Metazoa; Chordata; Actinopteri; Elopiformes; Megalopidae.
CAGAGGAGGGUCAGUCGGAUUCAUUGUCUCUCUGUCGUCAGCCUUAAUUUCGAAAAAUGACUAAAUUACAAAUUUUAAAUGCAUAUUUGACGGAGCGCUUAAUGGUCGCUGUGCGGGAGAUACUGGAGGUAGUGGGAGAGACAGUGUCGGAAUACCAGGAGGAAACUGCACGAAUACACAGAGAGAACGAGAGCCUGAGACGGAAGCUCCGGGAAGUGGUGCUCGAGGCUGAGACAGCCUGGGCUGGGGCGGCUCACCCGCGGUCUCUCUCAGUCUCUGAGGGAAGGUCUCCCGUUAACCACCAGCACUAUGAGCAGGAGUGGAGCUGCAGUCUGAGGGAGGACAUGGUGAAUGAAGAGAAACAGGUGCUGUCUGAGCAACAGAGGGCCAGACACAGGGAAGAGGAGCUAGGUGGAAUGGAGCCGGUUUGUAUGGCAGAGCCGGUGUCAGAGCCCGAGUGUGUUACACCAGGACUGAAGAAGCUGGCUUUGGAAAUAGCCCUGUCUGUGGUCUCACCUUCUUUGACUGGAAAUCCUGAACUGAGCGCAGUCCACAUGGCAGAUGACACAGGCACCAGGUCACAGUCGUGCAACUCUUCGGAGCUUGGUUCUUCACCGAGUCUGAGACCUGCCCAAGUUAAAACAGAGCCGGAGGAGGUGGACUUCAAGUCUGAACAGCCCCCUGAAUUGAGUCCAAUCCCCAAAGCAAAGCAUGACACUAAUGAGACUCUGUGUGAAGCAAGCGUGAGUAAAGCGUCUGAGAUCCGUGGAGCUGGAGCAGGACACAGUGAAGACCAUGAAACACAAGAGAAUGAGGCCAGGAUGAGUGAGGACCAAAAUGAUAAUUGUUUUAUUAGUUACAGAGGAGAGAAACAGCAUUGCUGUUUACAGUGCGGGAAGUUCUUCAGUCAAGUCUGUAAUCUUAAAACGCAUUUACAAAUUCAUACAGGUGAGAGACCAUACACCUGUACCUGGUGUGGCAAGUCCUUCACUCAGUCAGCAGACUUAAGACGUCACCAGCGUAUCCAUACUGGAGAGAAGCCACACCGCUGCACCUGGUGUGAAAAGAGUUUCACUCAGAUAGGAAACCUUAAAAGACACCUGCGAAUUCACACAGGAGAAAGGCCAUACUGCUGCACCCUUUGUGGCAAGACUUUCAAUGACGGAGAUACGCUUAAAAAACAUAAAAGGAUUCAUACAGGAGAAAGACCAUUCCACUGCAUACAUUGUUCAAAGACUUUCACUGUGGCAAGCAGCCUGCAGAAUCAUCUCAGAAAUCAUUUGAGAGAGUGUAAACAAUAGCAUAUGAAUAGAGAGGACUCAUGUCCUCCCUGAUGUAUUGCUAUUGUAAUGUUUACAUGCUUGCAUGAAUCGAAUUAAACUG